CAAGUCUUAGUAACUCGCCGUUAGUGAGUUGAAAACAUUCUCGUUUUAAUCGCCAAAGGAUUAAGAUCGAUAAACGCGGUAUAGUAAUCACUGUAAUUAAAUAUGGUGUCUAAAAUAUUCAUCGUUAUUUUAUUCACCUCGUUUGCUUUUGUUAUUAACGAUGUAGAGGCUGACGGAUGGAAGUUUUGGAAAAAAAGUUCGACGACAACGACUUCAACAACAACAGAAUCCUCGCCAGUCGGUUCAGUGAAUCCGAAUUCGGGUGUAGGUCAAGCAAUAGCUAACGCGGGUAAUCCAAGUCUCGCGGUGGGUGCCAAUAAUGCGGGAACUAUUCGAACCUCGACCACACCGAGACCACGGCUACCAAACCCCGGAACGGAAGUUGGCUGGGAGGAAGCGAAUUCCAGACCUAAACUUAAUAACCAAGACUACCGAAACUUGGCAAUUGAUUUAACGGGUGCUGCCGAACCAGCAAGACAACCGUCCAAGCCAGGAUCACCCUCCAGUCCUGGUUCAGCUUUGCCAUCAAUUCCAGCAGCUGGAGCACAACGACCAAUCUCCAACCCAGCUCCGAAUCCAGCUCAAAAUAAGCCAGUGUCAUCUACUACGAGACCUAUAGAAGUAUCUACAACAGCAAGACCAAUUCCAGGAGCUCCGCUUAAUCCAGCAACUCCUCAAAAUGGACAAAAACUCUCUGGAAUACCAGCUGGCGGAUCAUUACCUGGAUCAUCAUGGGCUGAAGUUGCCAGUAGGUCGAACUCACCUACUCCAGCACCUAGGUCUGGAUCACCAGCAGCAGGACCUCGACCUGGGUUACCAACAGCAGGACCAACGCCAACAUCUAGACCUGGAUCCCCAGCAGCAGGUCCAGUACCGGUAUCUCGACCAGGAUCACCAGCAGCAGGACCAGCGCCAGCAUCUAGACCUGGAUCGCCAGCAACAGGUCCAGCAGCAGGACCUAGACCUGGGUUACCAACACCAGCUAGACCUAGUCCAGACCAAUCUUUAACACGUCCAGGUGCUGGAGCUGCAGUCGGUGCAGCUGCUGUUGGUGUCGGUGCAGCUGCAAUUGCUGGGGGAUCUAAGAAAGCUUACUCAAGCAACCCUAUUUACAGCAAAGGGAAUACUGUUACUGACGAAGACUUGGAGAAACUGUCCGAAGCUUUGUUCUUGAAAGACAACAACAACGCUUUUAAGUACAUUACGAUGGACUUACAGAAACAAACGCAUUCGGACAAUUCCAAAGAUGAAGCACCACUGCCUUUGUUGAAGGUUAAUUCAGCAGCGUUACAAAUUCCAACAAUUUCAAAAGUCCUGACAAUAUAUGAUAAUUAUCAGCUGGACACAAGGAUAAACGAACACAUAAGUCCUCUUCAACGCACAGAAGAGAGCCUUCUCGUUGACACAUUCCUCAGUACAAAUGUUAUGUCAGCGGCAAUGAGAUUCCUAGCGGAUAAAGGCUUUCUUAAACAAGAUUAUUAUGAGUACAAAGACACUCUGAGGAGACUGUGGUUCAACUUAUACUCAAGAGGCGAGGGUAAAAUUGGAUCAUCUGGAUUUGAGCAUGUUUUCCUAACGGAACUCAAGUUAGGGACGGAAAUUAGUGGCCUGCACAAUUGGAUUUAUUUCAACGCUGAAGAAGCUAAAAAUAAAAUCAACUACCUUGGAUACAUCAAAAAAUUAGAUCUCGGUGAUAAAGGCGCAAUUUUGAAGAUACACGCAAAGUUCAAUGAUAUCGACAAACCAGUGACAACAAUGUUUGUUGGAACCUCACCGGAACUAGAAAUGGCUCUUUAUACUGUUUGUUUCCUCACACGACCUGAUAGCUCAUGCCCCGUGUCACUGGGUGGCUCUAAAUUCAAUAUUGUCACUCACAAAUUCAGAUAUCGCGGUAAUGAUUUAAUUGGAUCCGCGUAUCCCGCUCUGUGAAUAUAUAAUAUCUAGAAUCAGAAACUGUUAUUAUUGUCAAUAUUGAUUUCGGGUUCGCCCAUUCAAUUGAUUUAAUAAAUAAAUAACUAAUUAUUUUA
Messenger RNA from Cotesia glomerata, 2027 nucleotides. Its product is annotated as poly(U)-specific endoribonuclease homolog. NCBI's taxonomy places the organism in Eukaryota, Metazoa, Arthropoda, Insecta, Hymenoptera, Braconidae. Bases 103 to 1929 code for a protein of 608 amino acids. The transcript is spliced from 5 exons. Gene Ontology annotation, molecular function: RNA endonuclease activity. The record is from RefSeq and is a predicted model, not a curated record.